CAUUUUUCCUGAAAGUCCCACACACAGGGUGAAAAUGAUCUGGUUCCGAACACGGAUGAGCCCUGUGGGAUAGAGACCCUUGAAGGUAACAGAGAGGCAGAGCUCAUGAACCAGCUGGUGCCUGUCUUUUUUGGUAGGAACCCCGACUGGGGCAGCACCUUCAGGUCUAUUUACUCAGGUUUCAUCACCAGCCAGCAGGUGCUGGAGCUGCUCUUCCCAAGUGCCGUGCCCAUCAACCCGGGUACCUGGAUGGAGCAGUACAGCGAGGCUUUCCAUCAGCCUCCAGGCCUCAUGAUUCUCCAGCUGCUGCUGCCUUACCUUCAACUGUACAUGGGUGGCUUGAAUCUGGAGCGCCAAGCACACCACCUGCUGGCACAGCUGGAGGAUGGCAAGUCCAGUGAGGCACAGCCUGAGUUCCAGGAGGCCCAGGCUACAGGCUCACUUCCAAUGCCCACCCCAGGGCUAGAGCCUCAUCAAGGAGCUGCUCUGGUGGCCAGUGAUGGAGCAGCACCAUCGCCAGAGGCAGAGCUCAAGUCCAGUUCCCCCAAGGUCUCUGCUCCUAGCUCCACAGUACCUCUGUACAACCAGCGA
Molecule: messenger RNA, 591 nt
Organism: Sciurus carolinensis (gray squirrel)
Lineage: Eukaryota; Metazoa; Chordata; Mammalia; Rodentia; Sciuridae
Product: ral guanine nucleotide dissociation stimulator-like
Exons: 4
Source: RefSeq, a predicted model, not a curated record